AUGCUCCGUGUCGUCCGGUUGUGGUGUAAAGGCAUCCACUGGUGUCAGCUCCUCUCCUCCGCUUUACGCACGGUGCUGCAGCCUCAGGUGCUACAGUCUCCGGUGCUGGAGUCUCAGGUGCUACAGUCUCAGGUGCUACAGUCUCAGGUGCUACAGUCUCAGGUGCUACAGUCUCAGGUGCUGCAGCCUCAGGUGCUACAGUCUCCGGUGCUGGAGUCUCAGGUGCUGGAGUCUCAGGUGCUACAGUCUCAGGUGCUACAGUCUCAGGUGCUGCAGUCUCAGGUGCUACAGUCUCAGGUGCUACAGUCUCAGGUGCUGCAGUCUCAGGUGCUACAGUCUCAGGUGCUGCAGUCUCAGGUGCUACAGUCUCAGAUGCUGCAGCCUCAGGUGCUGGAGUCUCAGGUGCUGGAGUCUCAGGUGCUACAGUCUCAGGUGCUGCAGUCUCAGGUGCUGCAGUCUCAGGUGCUACAGUCUCAAGUGCUACAGUCUCCGGUGCUGGAGUCUCAGGUGCUGCAGUCUCAGGUGCUACAGUCUCAGGUGCUGCAGCCUCAGGUGCUGCAGUCUCAGGUGCUGGAGUCUCAGGUGCUACAGUCUCAGGUGCUACAGUCUCAGGUGCUACAGUCUCCGGUGCUGCAGUCUCAGAUGCUACAGUCUCAGGUGCUACAGUCUCCGGUGCUGGAGUCUCUGGUGCUGGAGUCUCAGGUGCUGCAGUCUCAGGUGCUACAGUCUCAGGUGCUACAGUCUCAGGUGCUGCAGUCUCAGGUGCUGCAGUCUCAGGUGCUACAGUCUCAGGUGCUACAGUCUCAGGUGCUACAGUCUCAAGUGCUGCAGUCUCAAGUGCUGCAGUCUCAAGUGCUGCAGUCUCAGGUGCUACAGUCUCAGGUGCUGCAGUCUCCGGUGCUGCAGUCUCAGGUGCUGCAGUCUCCGGUGCUGCAGUCUCAGGUGCUACAGUCUCAGGUGCUGCAGUCUCAGGUGCUGCAGUCUCAGGUGCUACAGUCUCAGGUGCUGCAGUCUCAAGUGCUACAGUCUCAGGUGCUACAGUCUCAGGUGCUGCAGUAUCAGGUGCUACAGUCUCAGGUGCUGCAAUCUCAGGUGCUGCAGUCUCAGGUGCUACAGUCUCAGGUGCUACAGUCUCAGGUGCUACAGUCUCAAGUGCUGCAGUCUCAAGUGCUGCAGUCUCAGGUGCUACAGUCUCAGGUGCUGGAGUCUCAGGUGCUACAGUCUCAGGUGCUGCAGUCUCAGGUGCUGCAGUCUCAGGUGCUACAGUCUCAGGUGCUACAGUCUCAGGUGCUGCAGUCUCAGGUGCUACAGUCUCAGGUGCAACAGUCUCAGGUGCUGCAGUCUCAGGGGCUACAGUCUCAGGUGCUACAGUCUCCGGUGCUGCAGUCUCAGGUGCUACAGUCUCAGGUGCUACAGUCUCAGGUGCUGCAGUCUCAGGUGCUACAGUCUCAGGUGCUGCAGUCUCAGGUUCUGCAGUCUCAGGUGAUACAGUCUCAGGUGCUGCAGUCUCAGGUGCUACAGUCUCCGGUGCUGGGGUCUCAGGUGCUACAGUCCCAGGUGCUGGAGUCUCAGGUGCUACAGUCUCAGGUGCUACAGUCUCAGGUGCUACAGUCUCAGGUGCUACAGUCUCAGGUGCUGGAGUCUCAGGUGCUACAGUCUCAGGUGCUGCAGUCUCAGGUGCUACGGUCUCAGGUGCUACGGUCUCAGGUGCUACAGUCUCAGGUGCUACAGUCUCAGGUGCUACAGUCUCAGGUGCUGCAGUCUCAGGUGCUACAGUCUCAGGUGCUGCAGUCUCAGGUGCUACAGUCUCAGGUGCUGCAGUCUCAGGUGCUACAGUCUCAGGUGCUGCAGUCUCAGGUGCUGGAGUCUCAGGUGCUGCAGUCUCAGGUGCUACAGUCUCAGGUGCUGCAGUCUCAGGUGCUGCAGUCUCAGGUGCUACAGUCUCAGGUGCUGGAGUCUCAGGUGCUACAGUCUCAGGUGCUACAGUCUCAGGUGCUACAGUCUCAGGUGCUACAGUCUCAGGUGCUGGAGUCUCAGGUGCUACAGUCUCAGGUGCUGCAGUCUCAGGUGCUACAGUCUCAGGUGCUACGGUCUCAGGUGCUACAGUCUCAGGUGCUACAGUCUCAGGUGCUACAGUCUCAGGUGCUACAGUCUCAGGUGCUACAGUCUCAGGUGCUGGAGUCUCAGGUGCUACAGUCUCAGGUGCUGCAGUCUCAGGUGCUACAGUCUCAGGUGCUACGGUCUCAGGUGCUACAGUCUCAGGUGCUACAGUCUCAGGUGCUACAGUCUCAGGUGCUGCAGUCUCAGGUGCUACAGUCUCAGGUGCUACAGUCUCAGGUGCUGGAGUCUCAGGUGCUACAGUCUCAGGUGCUGCAGUCUCAGGUGCUACAGUCUCAGGUGCUACGGUCUCAGGUGCUACAGUCUCAGGUGCUACAGUCUGAGGUGCUACAGUCUGAGGUGCUGCAGUCUCAGGUGCUGCAGUCUCAGGUGCUACAGUCUCAGGUGCUGCAGUCUCAGGUGCUACAGUCUCAGGUGCUGCAGUCUCAGGUGCUACAGUCUCAGGUGCUGCAGUCUCAGGUGCUACAGUCUCAGGUGCUGCAGUCUCAGGUGCUGGAGUCUCAGGUGCUGCAGUCUCAGGUGCUGCAGUCUCAGGUGCUGCAGUCUCAGGUGCUACAGUCUCAGGUGCUGGAGUCUCAGGUGCUACAGUCUCAGGUGCUACAGUCUCAGGUGCUACAGUCUCAGGUGCUGGAGUCUCAGGUGCUACAGUCUCAGGUGCUGCAGUCUCAGGUGCUACAGUCUCAGGUGCUACGGUCUCAGGUGCUACAGUCUCAGGUGCUACAGUCUCAGGUGCUACAGUCUCAGGUGCUACAGUCUCAGGUGCUGCAGUCUCAGGUGCUACAGUCUCAGGUGCUACAGUCUCAGGUGCUUCAGUCUCAGGUGCUACAGUCUCAGGUGCUGGGGUCUCAGGUGCUACAGUCUCAGGUGCUACAGUCUCAGGUGCUGCAGUCUCAGGUGCUACAGUCUCAGGUGCUACAGUCUCAGGUGCUACAGUCUCAGGUGCUGCAGUCUCAGGUGCUGCAGUCUCAGGUGCUACAGUCUCAGGUGCUACGGUCUCAGGUGCUACAGUCUCAGGUGCUACAGUCUGAGGUGCUACAGUCUGAGGUGCUGCAGUCUCAGGUGCUGCAGUCUCAGGUGCUACAGUCUCAGGUGCUGCAGUCUCAGGUGCUACAGUCUCAGGUGCUGCAGUCUCAGGUGCUACAGUCUCAGGUGCUGCAGUCUCAGGUGCUACAGUCUCAGGUGCUGCAGUCUCAGGUGCUGGAGUCUCAGGUGCUGCAGUCUCAGGUGCUACAGUCUCAGGUGAUACAGUCUCAGGUGCUGCAGUCUCAGGUGCUGGAGUCUCAGGUGCUGCAGUCUCAGGUGCUGCAGUCUCAGGUGCUCCAGUCUCAGGUGCUGGAGUCUCAGGUGCUACAGUCUCAGGUGCUACAGUCUCAGGUGCUACAGUCUCAGGUGCUACAGUCUCAGGUGCUGGAGUCUCAGGUGCUACAGUCUCAGGUGCUGCAGUCUCAGGUGCUGCAGUCUCAGGUGCUACAGUCUCAGGUGCUACAGUCUCAGGUGCUGCAGUCUCAGGUGCUACAGUCUCAGGUGCUACAGUCUCAGGUGCUACAGUCUCAGGUGCUACAGUCUCAGGUGCUGCAGUCUCAGGUGCUACAGUCUCAGGUGCUACAGUCUCAGGUGCUACAGUCUCCGGUGCUGCAGUCUCAGGUGCUGCAGUCUCAGGUGCUACAGUCUCAGGUGCUGGAGUCUCAGGUGCUACAGUCUCAGGUGCUGGAGUCUCAGGUGCUGCAGUCUCAGGUGCUGCAGUCUCAGGUGCUACAGGCUCAGGUGCUACAGUCUCAGGUGCUGCAGUCUCAGGUGCUACAGUCUCAGGUGCUACAGUCUCAGGUGCUACACUCUCAGGUGCUUGAGUCUCAGGUGCUACAGUCUCAGGUGCUGGAUUCUCUGAAGGCCAUCUGUGUGGUGCUGUAUGCAGAGAGGCCUAGGCCCGCUGCAGCCAUCGUCAUGGCGAUGGGCUCCACGAGUCGGGUCCGUGGCUGCAGCUGCACCUCCCCCGUGACCUGCCGCUGGGAACACACACAAAAUUCAUGUUUUUGA
This is a messenger RNA of Knipowitschia caucasica, 4152 nucleotides long. The record is from the annotation of a GenBank genome assembly. NCBI's taxonomy places the organism in Eukaryota, Metazoa, Chordata, Actinopteri, Gobiiformes, Gobiidae.